GAAGCGGCGCUGAGAUUCAAACCGCUACACUACAGGAGAAGAAGAUAUCGACUCGACUUGCUUUCUUCUUCUUUUUGCAGCUUGUAUGUGACUCGGAGAGUGUUUGUAUUAAGAGAGAAGUGAGAUUAUCUGGAUUGAACAGCCAUGUCCCGGAGGAAACAGAGUAACCCGCGUCAGUUCAAGCGUCUCAGCGCAGAAAACACAGAAGUGUUUGAGGAUGGACAAACAGAGCUGGAAGGCAGAGAGUGUGAAGAGAAAGAGAUCCUGAAAGACGUGGAAGCGACUGUUGACCAAGAAACGCAGUUCCCUUUAGACCCUGAGAAGGUUCACGUUAAAAACGAGGACGAGUGCAGCUCAGGGGAUGCGGCUGGAGGUCAGAAAUCACCGAAAGAAGCCAGUGAAGGACCUAAGGGGAAGGAUCCGAGAAGCCCGACCACGCCGGACGAGUGGGACGGCCCGAGAGAGCUGGAGGCGUUCAGCAUCGGAGCGGAGAAAGGCGUUCGUUUCCGACAGGUGCUUCCUCCAGGCACCACAUGGGGGCCGUUUACUGGGAAAAUAGAACCAUCGCCAGGAGGAAAUGAUGUCGUUCCGCUGGUUCUGACCGGAGGUCCGCAAUGGCUGAUGGACGUGACGUGGGUCAGCGCAGAGGACUUGAAGAAUAAUUGUGUGGUUUACAGUAAAGGAGGACACGUGUGGUGCUCGACCACAAGAAGCGUUACUGAGGGAGAGGAAAUCGCAGUGUGUGCGGUGGAUGUUUCUUCAAAACUCUUGUCCAUCCAGCUUCUUCCUCAACAAGCCGCCAUGGUGUCCGUUCUCCCCAACGCCAUCGUCAACAAAGACAUUUUCCCCUGUAAGAUGUGUGGGAUCUGGUUCAGGAGCGAGAGGAACCUCCAAGCUCACCUCAUGCACUACUGCAGCGGAAGGCCGAGGGAAAGCGAGCUGGCUUCAGAGAAACAGACCAACACCAACAAUCAAAUGUCCCGCAUCUGCACCUACCCACAAUGCAACAUGAGCUUCCUGGGUCCACAGGCUCUGAAGAUGCAUCUAUCCACACAUUCUGCUUUCAAGACUGAUGAGACGUCCCCUGGAAGCAGUUUGAAAUGCACAAUUUGUGACUACACGGCAGACACUCUGAUAGUCUUGCAGCCCCACAUCCUCACUCACCUGUCCCAAACAGGACUCCGGUGCAAUCAAUGCCACUUCACCUUCCAAACGCCUCAAAAUCUAGCAAAACACCAGGAGCUGCACAGACAUGGAGGUCUGGAGAGCAGAUCUACUAAAGAAAGUCAAACUGAGCGUCCAGAGUCCUGUGUUACUGCAAGUCCGACAGAUAAUAAAAGCACUGCAGGAAGUCCAGUUCAUCAAAACACUGUGCAAGAGAACAGCGAACAAGUGCAAGGAGCUAGCAAGGCUGAGGGAGGAUCUGGAGUCAAAGCUGGCUUUUCAUACAGUAGAGUCAAAUCAGAGCCUUCCAGCCCUCGUUUAGCUUCUUCUCCAAUCCAGAAUCAUGUAACCCCAGCGUUUCCCAUGCCACCCUUCCUGCCUCAUGUGCCAUUCUCACAGGAUUUUUCCACAGUCCCACAAGCUUCUGAAAUCCUGGCUAAAAUGUCAGAGCUGGUCCAUCGCAGGCUUCGUCACGGUGGCACCAGUUUCCCCCCAGUCAUGUAUAGCUCAUUGGUUCCAAAAGGAGCAACAUGCUUUGAAUGCAACAUUACAUUUAGCAACCUUGAUAAUUACUUAGUGCAUAAGAAGCAUUACUGUAACGGCCGCUGGCAGCACAUGAGCAAAUCUCACGAGUUCAGCAUUCUUGACAAAUCCCCAGUGAGUCCUAAAACUGGGGGCAGUUUAGCAAGCAUGCUGAAUGCUGGACACUCUUUUGAAGUUAAAGGUCCUAGUCAGUUCAACACUCCUCUAGUUGAGGCUUUCGAUGCAGGAGGAAAAGCAUCUGAGGAAUUUCCAGUGAACAGUAAAAAAUUGUUGACUCCAGGUGACGCAGAAGAAAGUCCAAAUGGUACCAUGUUAGACUCAAAGAGCCCGAAAACGUCAGAGAACGUUGAGUCAGACCACAAUCAGACAACAUGCGAGGCAUGCAAGAUCACGUUCAGUCGACAUGAGAACUACAUUGUUCACAAGCAGUACUACUGCGCCUCCCGCCAUGAGCCGCCUGCAAAACGAGCAGCGACCAACAAACAUUUUCAGAAAUCAUUUCGUACCCGAAAGAGAAGAAAAAUGCCAAGUCCUGAUCUGGUGACAUCUCAGUCCUACCCUAUCAGUAGUUCAUAUACAUCCCAGGAUACAGUAGAGAGUCUCAAGGAUAUGCUUCAUCAACGGUACAACUUGAUCCAGGGUUUGGUUACAAAGCAUCCUGAAGCUUCCUUGACCGUGGCAAAAUCGGCUCUUGUCUUAAAGUGUAAUGCAGUGGCUGAUGAAGAAGGUGAUGCCCCGAUAGAUCUGAGUAAAAAAUGCACAAUGCAGUUGAAAAAAGUUUCAGGGCUCAUGGACUAUCAUGAAUGUGCGAUGUGUAAAAUUAGUUUCAACAAAGUCGAGGACUACCUGAGCCACAAACAGACCUUCUGCCCAAGUGCAGUCUUGGAGAACAAAGCAUCAAACCUAAAAGAAGAAGCUUCCAGAAACGCAACUACCCCUGAUGGUUUCAGUUUCGAGCAUCCGGUCCAAAGUGUUAAUUCUUCUGCACCUGCUGAAAAGCAGCUGUCCUUAAAGGAUGAACAUGAUGUGUUGAAUUCUGAUAGCUAUCCUGGUGGUGCUAAAAAAAUGAGAGCGGAUGAGCAGAUCUGGCCAUAUUAUGAGAUUAAACCUGCUGACUACGCCACAGGGAUUUUUGAUCCUCAAAACGAGCGGAGGCAAAGCCCAAAUGAGGGCACUGAAGGAGAAAAAGAGCAACCCAUGCCAGAUGGCAGUCAUGUUGGCUCUGAAAAUACGGACAACCCCAAAAUAAAGUCUUUAAAAUCGAGUCUCUGGGGUGACGACAAGCAAGAAAAGGAGUCUUGCGGCAUUUUAAAUUCAACCCCGAACGUCCGCACGACGGCUUGUACCCCGGAUCAAGAGAGUGCUACGAAACCUAAAGAGAGCUUCUCUUCUUCACCAGUCUCCAAAAUGGAGAAGAUUUCCAACUUGAAAAGGAGUAUGAACGGAACCGUCUCUGUGGCAGUUAACGGCAAAUACUGCCGUCCAUGCGACAUCAAGUUCAACAACCUGUCAAACUUUAUAACACACAAAAAGUUUUAUUGCUCGGCACAUGCUACUGAGCAUGUCAAAUGAGACCUGCUGCGUCUCGGCCAUUUCUACGACAGCAAGUGGACAAUCAAAUCAGGAGAUUCCAGUGGUUCCAGUGGUUCAUCCAGUGGUUUAACAGUGAAUAUAUUUGUUGUGCGUGUGGUAUUUUUGGAUCUUUGUGACGUGUUUAUUUAUUUAUUUAAACAAACAAAAACAAUUCAUGCACUGAACUAAAACUGGCUUUACAUUGUACAAUUUUUGACCAGUUUUUGUUGCUUUGGUUGUAAGCUGUGAUCUGCACAAUGUGACACGAUCGGUAUUUGAGACAAAAGACAACAAUGUGUCAGCGGAGUUAGAACUGCGAUGACGCUCGUCUCAAAGCCACCACUAGGAGCACGGCUAGCUAGCACAACAGAUACGUGUGUGUGCUAGUAUAGCAAUGACAAAAUGUAAACUAAAACAUGCUAAUGAACAGAAAGCAUAUCCUUAUUACCUCAGUGUCACUCUGAAGAAUUAAGAACUGAUCGAUGGUGUGGGCCGAGCUCAGUAACCUUCUUUAAUCUCAGUAACCUUGGAUUGGGAUCAUGUUGUACCGCGUGACAGUGUAAACAGUGUAAAACCGGAUUUAUACAGAUUCAAGAUAAGAAAAAUUCACAAACGCUCAUUUAGAACGAGAUCUCAAACCUCAAGGCUACUCAUUAAAACUGUUUGGGAAUUUAAUUUCUUUUUGUAAUUAAUUGUUAAAGAUGUUUUCUGAACAAUGGCAUAAUUCUAAACAUUCAAUAGAUUCUAGUUUGUCUUUGAUGUUUUUACAAUUAUUCACACUUCACCAUGUUUCUUUCUUUUGGAGUAUGUUUUGCUUACGUGGAAAAAAAUGACUUGAACAUGUUCGCUAGUUCGUCAUUCUCUCUUUUUUGAAACUCUGAUCCUGAUGCAAUAUUUUUUAGAAACCGGAUUGUUAUUACAAAUCUGCUCGUUUGUUACCUCGACCCCCAGGAAUCGUCUGACACCUGAAAUGGUUCCUGUUCUCACUGAAGAUGACUGAAAGAGGAUUUACACUUGAAACAUGGAAAUGAAUGUUUUUUUUUUUUUCAUCUUUACAAUAGGAAAAUU
Tachysurus vachellii is the source of this 4347-nucleotide messenger RNA. RefSeq names its product zinc finger protein, FOG family member 2b (gene zfpm2b). Bases 145 to 3279 code for a protein of 1044 amino acids. Lineage: Eukaryota; Metazoa; Chordata; Actinopteri; Siluriformes; Bagridae. Gene Ontology annotation, biological process: positive regulation of transcription by RNA polymerase II; negative regulation of transcription by RNA polymerase II; cell differentiation. Gene Ontology annotation, cellular component: nucleus. The transcript is spliced from 8 exons. Gene Ontology annotation, molecular function: RNA polymerase II-specific DNA-binding transcription factor binding. The record is from RefSeq and is a predicted model, not a curated record.